This is a messenger RNA of Humulus lupulus (European hop), 505 nucleotides long. RefSeq names its product probable serine/threonine protein kinase IREH1. The coding region runs from base 7 to 321 and encodes 104 amino acids. NCBI's taxonomy places the organism in Eukaryota, Viridiplantae, Streptophyta, Magnoliopsida, Rosales, Cannabaceae. Gene Ontology annotation, biological process: intracellular signal transduction; peptidyl-serine phosphorylation. Gene Ontology annotation, molecular function: protein serine/threonine kinase activity; ATP binding. The transcript is spliced from 2 exons. The record is from RefSeq and is a predicted model, not a curated record.
UCUCUAAUGGUGGAAGAUGAGCCCGAGUUAUCUGUGCCUGAGCAUCAGCAAGAAAGACGAAAGAAACGUUCUGCUGUUGGCACACCUGACUAUUUGGCACCAGAGGUACUAUUGGGAACAGGACAUGGUACAACUGCCGAUUGGUGGUCAGUUGGUGUGAUUUUGUUUGAACUGAUUGUUGGUAUUCCACCCUUCAAUGCAGAGCAUCCUCAGGUAAACAUGUUGAUUCUACAAGAUUCCAUCAUUGAUGAUGUUUGUUGCAUUCUGUUUGAUUUGCUCUUGUUGUAUCAUUUUUGUUAUUUAUUAUACUUAAUGUUUUGAACUUGUAUAAACCUCUCCAUUUUUUCUGCGUUUUGCUUUGUUGGAUUAUGGUGCCAAAGGACAAGCUUAUUGCACUUUCUUUACGUAUCUUUUCACUGGUCUUGUGGGGUCUUGAGUAGAAUCUUGAACUGAUAAAGAAAUGAUUGUUUCAAAUAUAUAAUUUUGUUAUAUGAUUUUCAUAAGU